Molecule: messenger RNA, 153 nt
Organism: Fundulus heteroclitus (mummichog)
Lineage: Eukaryota; Metazoa; Chordata; Actinopteri; Cyprinodontiformes; Fundulidae
Product: cell wall protein SED1-like
Exons: 2
Source: RefSeq, a predicted model, not a curated record
GCUGCACCCACAACAACUACAGCUGCUCCAACCACAACUACUACAGCUGCUCCAACUACUGCUGAUCCCACAACAAAUACUGCCGCAUCCACCACAACUACUGCUGCACCUACAACAACUACAGCUGCUCCAACCACAACUACUGCUGCACCC